GCUAGACCAGCAGCAGCAAAGUCCCACUAUGUGCUGCCAUGUACUCGGCGCUGGUGGUGUACUGCACACAUGGAGGUGGUGGUGUGCUCUGUGUACAGCAGGAGCAGCCUCCCUAUUCCCACCCCGGUGGAAGGAGGGGAAUGAGAAGGGAGGAGGAGGAGUGGAGCCCGGCCAGCGCAGGGAGGUGGGGGCGCUCUGUGGAUGCAGCGCACUCGCUGCUGGAUGCUUGCUGCAGGAUUGGCCCGGCUUGGAGACGGUUCCCCGCUGUGUGUUCGGGUGUGCUGACUGCGGGAGGGUGUCCUCUUCGGGUAACUCUUCGAUCGCUAUCCGGGACCUAUCCCCGAUCACCAUGCGGCUCUCCCGGGAGACUCCCAGCGCCCCGGCCGUGCGAAGGCAGCUCCGGAUCGGUGCCCGGUGAGGGGGGCGACAAUGAGUGGCGAGCAGGAGCCAGAGUGGUCCUGGAGUGUGUUCUAAAGAGGGAACUUGUAUAUAAUAAAGUCACCCCUACCUUCCACCACUGGAGGAUUGGAGACAAGAAGUUUGGCCUCACAUUCCAGAGUCCGGCAGAUGCUCGAGCAUUUGAUAGGGGGAUACGUCGUGCCAUUGAAGACCUCACUCAAGGCUUUCCCACGUCACAAGGAGAAGCAGAGGUCUUGGAUGAUGGGUUACAGAUGAACAAAGAAGAUCAUUGCAACACUCAAAAUAAUGACUCCUAUUUCCAUCAUGACUCCAUUCCAACGGAUGAGCUCUACCGCAGUUCUGCCAUCAGACCAUCUCCGUUUGAGAACCUUAAUCCCAGGAGAGCUUACAUGCACACCCAGGUUCCUCUGAAACCCCUCCGACAUGUCAGCUUCCAAGAUGAAGACGAAAUUGUGCGCAUCAACCCACGUGACAUCAUAAUUCGGCGCUACGCAGAUUAUCGGCAUCCUGACAUAUGGAGGAAUGACGCAGAGCGUGAGGACCAUGAGAUAAGUGCUCCUUUCACCAAGGCCGACAGUAAAAAGAGCAACUAUAUUUACUCUCCUGCUAAUGGCAGAGACUCGCUCAAAGAGCAGAACUCCUCAUCUGGAGUUUUUAAGACUCAGCCUACAUCCUCUUUAAAGAAGCGGAGGAAAGAGGAUGGUGAGCGCUCAAGGUGUGUGUACUGCCAGGAGCGGUUUAACCACGAAGAGAAUGGGAGGGGGAAAUGCCAGGAUGCUCCGGAUCCCAUUCGGCGGUGCAUCUACCAAGUCAGCUGCAUGCUUUGUGCUGAGAGCAUGCUCUACCACUGCAUGUCCGAUUCAGAGGGAGAAUUCUCUGACCCCUGUUCCUGUGACACCUCUGAUGACAACUUGUGCCUGCGCUGGCUGGCUUUAGUCACAUUAUCGAUCAUUGCCCCCUGUAUGUGCUGCUACCUCCCUCUACGAGCCUGUCACCACUGUGGGGAGGUGUGUGGUUGCUGUGGGGGAAAGCACAAAGCAGCCGGAUGACAUAGAGACAUUGUGAACCCCGGGAAGAAUUUCGUAAUUUGCCAAGUGGCUGCUGGACUCGAUGCGGGCAGCUGUAGGUGACGCUGUAUGUGGGUUACGUGCAGAGGACUGAGCUAUCUGUGUGCAGAUAGGACCAGCGAGAAUAUGUAACAGUGCCAGUCUUGCAUUAAGAGAGAUAUAUAUAUAUAUAUAUAUAUAUAUGUAUGUAUAUAUAUAUAUAUAUAUAUAUAUAUAUUAUAAUAUUAUUUUUCCCACCUUUUUGUAAUUAAUAUUAUUGUAUAUUUUAUUUGCCAUUCCUGUUUGAAUGCAAAUUAUUCAAUCACCUUGUAACAUAUGAACUACAAGAAAUCCCUCAGGAUUACACUGUUCACUGAAUGGAUCUGAUUUGAAUGUUUAUAGAUAGGGAGAAGGUGAGAAAAUUUAUAGAACAAAAUAUAUAUAUAUGUAUGUGUAUACAUUUACAUGCCCCACAUUCUUCUCACACUUAAAUAAUACAUCUGGUACUUCCAGAGAUAACUAACAUUGUGUAAAGUAUUGGACAACCUACAAAUACACAAUAUCUAAAUGAAUUUUUAGUGGAACUAAAUAAUUUCUAGUUUUAUUCAAGUGAUUUUAUGUAUAAAUAACAAAUGUCUAUAUUUAACUAAAUGUACGGUACAAGAAGAUUUUAUGACUUUUGGGAGAAAGUUUCUUACAGUCCACUCCUUACCCAGCAUCCCCUGUUUUCCUGUUGACAAUUGGGACAUUCCGGUUUAGGACUGAGUCCUGCUGCUGUGUGAAGGUGACCAUUGUGUCUCUGGCAGCUGAAUGGUUAAAAAGGAAAUAAGCUGUUUAUCAGUGUAUUGUAUUACUGAUGAUUUUACGGUUUAUCCAGCUUUUAUCUGUUUCUCCGAUCUACCUGUGUUAUGUCACAUUAUUUAUACACUCUGGUACAUAGAAUAUAACACAAGUGUCAGAUA
Molecule: messenger RNA, 2428 nt
Organism: Pseudophryne corroboree (corroboree frog)
Lineage: Eukaryota; Metazoa; Chordata; Amphibia; Anura; Myobatrachidae
Gene: SPRED1
Product: sprouty related EVH1 domain containing 1
Exons: 5
Coding region: 39-1469 (476 amino acids)
Biological process (GO): multicellular organism development; negative regulation of MAPK cascade
Cellular component (GO): membrane
Molecular function (GO): protein kinase binding
Source: RefSeq, a predicted model, not a curated record